Messenger RNA from Danio aesculapii, 909 nucleotides. RefSeq names its product UDP-glucuronosyltransferase 1-6-like. The transcript has a single exon. The coding region runs from base 1 to 909 and encodes 302 amino acids. The record is from RefSeq and is a predicted model, not a curated record. NCBI's taxonomy places the organism in Eukaryota, Metazoa, Chordata, Actinopteri, Cypriniformes, Danionidae. Gene Ontology annotation, molecular function: UDP-glycosyltransferase activity.
AUGACUAUAACAAUGCACUUAGGAGUGAUAUUUUGUCUGGUGGUUGGUGUAGUCUGUUCUGCAGUGGUGGAUCAGAAACUGUCCAGGAACAGCAGCUGGACUGGGAAGCUGUUAGUGGUGCCCAUGGAUGGAAGUCACUGGACUGGUGUGAAGGCCGUGGCAGAAGAAAUGGGAUGCAGAGGACACACUGUUAUUGUAGUGAUUCCAGAGAUCAGCAUGCGCUUGGGUCCAGGAAAACACUACAUCACAAAGAAGUUUCCGGUCAAGUACAAGCUAGAUUUACUUAACCAGAUGAUAGCGAAACAUGUUAAUGAAUUGUCAGCUCCAGAGCAAUCCUUUUUGAAGAGUGUGACUUCAAAUAUCUACCAUUUAGGAAAGGUUGUUGACUAUUUCAUCUCUACAACUGAGAGUCUGUUCCAGGAACAGGAGCUUAUAGAGUUUCUGAGAGAUCAAAACUUUGAUGCUGUUUUAACUGAUCCUGCUAUGCCAAUGGGGGCCAUCUUGGCAUAUAACUUAUCCGUACCUGCAGUGUACAUGCUAAGAGGAUUGAUGUGUGAAUCUAAAGCUACAGCCUGUCCAGACCCUCCUUCAUACAUCCCACGUUUCUUCACACAAAACUCAGACCACAUGAAUUUUGGUGAGCGUGUAAUGAAUACACUUGCAAGUUUGAUGGAACCACUGAUGUGUGGAUUUAUGUUUAGUACCUUUGAGGAAGUGACGUCCAAAUUUCUGCAGAGAGAUGUAAGCCUGACUGAGAUCCUGAGCACUGGAGCUGUUUGGUUGAUGCGUUAUGAUUUCACCCUGGAGUUCCCCAAACCCCUAAUGCCCAACAUGAUUAACAUAGGAGGAAUUAACUGUGAGGUUAAGAACCCACUGACAAAGGUGAGCAUCACAAUUCUACACGUAUAA